AUCUAAUGCUCCAGCAGCUCUGCCAAACGCCCACCUUCUCCCAAAUCCCAAACCCAACACAAAGUCUCUGUCUUUCAAGACCGCCGACAAACCCUUUGAACCAGAGCUCAUUCGAGCAGAACUACAGGCAAGUGUGCAGCCUCCUUCUCUCCUUGACUCGCUUAAGGUCCAUUCCAAAGGGCCUGCAACUCCAUGCCCACAUCUUCAAAUCAGGUAUUGUCGCUAUCCCUCUCGUUUCCCACCACCUCAUCAACUUCUACUCCAAGUGCCAACUCCCCCUCUUAUCCGCCCAAGUAUUUCACGAAGCUUCGCGAAAGAGUGCCACUACUUGGAGCUCUGUCAUCUCCGCUUGUGCCCAAAAUGAGCUCCCCUGGCUUGCCGUUGAGCUCUUUCGUCGAAUGCUUGGCGACAAUAUCCGCCCGGAUGACCAUAUCCUCCCUUCGGCCACCAAGUCUUGCGCCAUUCUUGGUAGGACCGACGUGGGGCGAUCCUUCCAUUGUGUUGCAUUGAAGACUGGAUAUGAUGGCGAUGUGUUCGUGGGGAGUUCUUUGGUUGAUAUGUAUGCUAAGUGCGGGGAGAUUUGGGAUGCAAGGUUAUUGUUCGACGAAAUGCCUGAUAGAAAUGUUGUUUCUUGGAGCGGUAUGAUAUAUGGGUAUGCUCAGUUGGGUGAAGAUGAGGAGGCUCUGACGAUGUUUAAGCAAGCACUGUAUGAAGAGUUGGACGUCAAUGAUUUUACAUUUUCGAGCGUUGUUCGUGUCUGUGGAAACUCGACGCUUCUCGAGCUGGGGAAGCAGAUACAUGGGCUGUGCGUAAAAACGAGUUUCGAAUCGUCGAGUUUUGUGGGUAGCUCUUUAAUUUCUCUGUAUUCUAAAUGCGGUGUUAUUGAGGAAGCCUACCGGGUUUUUAACGAGAUACCGGAGAGGAAUCUUGGAAUGUGGAAUGCAAUGCUGAUUGCCUGCGCACAGCAUGCGCAUACCGAGAAAGCAAUGAGCUUGUUUAAGCAGAUGGAAGAUGUUGGGAUGAAACCGAAUUUUAUCACAUUUCUGUGCGUGCUCUACGCUUGUAGCCAUGCAGGGCUUGUUGAGAAAGGGAAGUAUUACUUUGAGCUCAUGAAAGAAUAUGGGAUUGAGCCAGGAGCUCAGCAUUAUGCUUCAUUGGUGGACUUACUUGGGCGUGCUGGUAAGUUGCAAGAGGCACUAGUAAUUAUCAAGGAAAUGCCUGUAAAACCAACAGAAUCUGUGUGGGGAGCUUUCUUGACCGGGUGUCGAAUUCAUGGCAAUACCGAAUUGGCUGCUUUUGCAGCAGACAGGGUUUUUGAGUUGGGUCCUGUUAGCUCAGGCGUGCAUGUGCUGUUAUCCAAUGCUUAUGCAGCUGCUGGCAGAUGGGAGGAUGCAGCCAGAGCUAGGAAACUGCUUAGGGACAAGGAGUCAAAAAAGGAAACUGGGUUGAGCUGGGUUGAGGAAGGAAACAAAGUGCAUACAUUUGCUGCAGGAGACAGGUGCCAUGCACGAACAGAGGAAAUAUAUAAGAAGUUGGAGGAGCUGGGGGAGGAAAUGGAGAGGGAAGGUUAUGUUGCAGACAUAAGUUUUGUGCUAAGAGAAGUGGAUGGAGAAGAGAAGAAGCAGACAAUAAGGUAUCACAGUGAAAGGCUAGCUAUUGCAUUCGGGCUCAUCACAUUCCCUCCUGACAGACCAAUCAGGGUCAUGAAGAACUUGCGGGUAUGCGGCGAUUGUCACACAGCAAUCAAGUUUAUGUCGAAGUGUUCUGGAAGAGUGAUCAUUGUGAGGGACAACAAUAGAUUCCAUCGGUUUGAGAAUGGGAUUUGCUCCUGUGGUGACUAUUGGUGAAUGAAUUGCAAUAUCCUUCACUUUUUUUUUUCCAUUGUUUAUAGAGAUAAUUAGUCUUGAGAAGAUUUAUUAAUUGUAUUAUAUUGUAAUCUAAUCGUGAUUACACAUCAUUUUACUGAACCAGAUAAGUAUCAGUAAUGUUUUCAAAAAAGAAAACUUUAUUGAAAAGGCAGUUAAACUUGA
Carica papaya (papaya) is the source of this 2030-nucleotide messenger RNA. NCBI's taxonomy places the organism in Eukaryota, Viridiplantae, Streptophyta, Magnoliopsida, Brassicales, Caricaceae. The record is from RefSeq and is a predicted model, not a curated record.